CGGGGACAGGAAGCCCCAGUAGCGCCGAGAUAAUUAUGUCUGGUCCCACCCUUUCAGGAGGGGCCUAGGUUUUCAGGCAGAAGGGGAAUUAGGGUGGGCCUUAGAAGGUCCUUCAAGUGUACAUCCACGAUCCCAGCAGCAAACACUGGCAUCUGGCUCUGCCCCUACUGUACAGAUGAGGGGACGAGGUGGAAGGUGCCAGGGCCCUUCCUUGGUGCAGCUCUCAGGGAUUUCUGGGUGAAGGGCUAACUUUGCCCCUGGCUAUCUUUGUGGGGUUGCUUCCCUCCUAGGCCUGAGGCCCAGCCAGCGCCCAAUGGAUGAUAAAAAGAAGAAACGGAGUCCCAAGCCCUGCCUGGCCCAGCCAGCCCAGGCCCCAGGCACACUACGGAGGGUCCCUGUGCCUACCAGCCACAGCGGCUCCUUGGCCCUAGGACUUCCUCAUCUGCCAUCCCCCAAGCAGCGGGCCAAGUUCAAGAGAGUAGGCAAGGAGAAGUGCCGCCCAGUCCUGGCUGGAGGUGGAAGCGGCUCUGCAGGCACGCCCCUGCAGCACUCCUUCCUGACCGAGGUGACUGAUGUCUAUGAGAUGGAGGGGGGACUCCUGAACCUGCUCAACGAUUUCCACUCCGGCCGGCUGCAGGCCUUUGGGAAGGAAUGCUCCUUUGAGCAGCUGGAGCAUGUUCGGGAGAUGCAGGAGAAGCUAGCCCGGCUGCACUUCAGCCUGGACGUGUGUGGGGAGGAGGAGGACGAUGAAGAGGAAGAGGAUGGGGUCACUGAGGGGCUGCCAGAGGAGCAGAAGAAGACGAUGGCUGACCGUAACCUCGACCAGCUGCUUAGCAACCUGGAAGACCUGAGUAAUUCGAUGUAUCCUUUCCAAGGAACCCGUCUAUGUGUGUGUGUUCCUGAGAGGUUAGUUUCCUCCUCCCCAGCUCUCCAGUAUUCACACACAGCCAACUUCCCCACCUCUUGCAGUCCUGUCAGAUUUAGCCACAGACUGCCCAAACCCAGGUACGGGAAUUUAGAAUUUCCCCCAAAUUAGAAGAAAAGUGGUUGUAGGGGAUGUUUUACUACUGAUCAAAAUCUUUGUGAGUACUCUAGCUGACAUCAAUCAUGACAAAGCUUGUCCGAUGUCCUCCUAUCCUUUCAGCAUUGAACAAUUAUUUUUACUAAUUUACACUACCACGUCACCUGGUCCUCAGUCAGAAACAGUGCGAGCGCGCGCGCACACACCCCAGUGUGUCUGACCUGCACGAUCUGGAUGGAGAGAGAGGGGGCGAGAGAGGGCAGGCGGGGACUCAACCUCAGUCCACAGACGGCCCGAGACCCUCGUCCCCGGCCCUUUGCACAGGUGAGGGAACUAAACCCGUGCAGGAUGGGAGACCAGGGCGAGAGGAAGGACUGGUCCAAAGCGCCACGAUCCUUGACGGGCACAGCCAGAAGCUGCACCUGGCCGAGAACGCCGAGCCUGAGGAGCAGUCCGCUGCGUAGGUGUCCCACGCAGGCCCACACUGCCCCUCUCAUUCUCUUCAAACUGUGACUUUUUACGGACUCGGGCGGGUGUUCCGCGGCCCCCCAGGUGCUAUGGGGGAGGGGGGCGUUGAAUGGAAUUAAACCAGAAAGCAAGCAA
Messenger RNA from Symphalangus syndactylus (siamang), 1624 nucleotides. It is a transcript of the gene CCDC28B, whose product is annotated as coiled-coil domain containing 28B. NCBI's taxonomy places the organism in Eukaryota, Metazoa, Chordata, Mammalia, Primates, Hylobatidae. The record is from RefSeq and is a predicted model, not a curated record. Gene Ontology annotation, cellular component: centrosome.